Messenger RNA from Kickxella alabastrina, 996 nucleotides. RefSeq lists its product as uncharacterized. NCBI's taxonomy places the organism in Eukaryota, Fungi, Kickxellomycota, Kickxellomycetes, Kickxellales, Kickxellaceae. The transcript is spliced from 5 exons. The record is from RefSeq and is a predicted model, not a curated record. The coding region runs from base 216 to 899 and encodes 227 amino acids.
UUUUAGGGCACAAGCGUUGAAAAUCCGUAUUACUUGCAUUUUUCUGACGUUCAAAUUUCAUUUUGUCUCUGACGCUUUGCCUCGCCUUUGCAUAAACCCCCUUUUCCCGCAUUCUUUCGUUGUUUUUUAUAUCUUUAAUUUUGUCUCAUUUCUAAUUUAUUUACUUUUAACCCCCAACUACAACAAACAAAACAAACAGCAACAGCAGCAGAACAAUGACGACAGUAGCGGGAAAUGUCUGGGAGCUGAGCAUUCGGGAACUUAUCAACCGGCGUAUAGUGACAUUCCGGCAUCUGCGCAAUUCAAUGGCACUACAGCUUGAAAUUAGUCUGGAUGGGAACACAGCCAAUGGGUUUGGGGCUGCGACAUGGGGCUCUCGGGGGACUAAGCGACGGGCAUACUUCAACACUCUGUUGUUUGACCCUGAGGACCUGCGUGGAAUGUUUAACAGCAUUAGGCUGCGCAAGCGGACGCGCGCAUACUUUAUGCUGGGCGCCAGUCUCGGCCCCAUUUUGGCGAUUUCAAACCCCUCGGACUACAUCAAGGCCUGGGAUUCUGAUCAACGAUCUGGUAACAAGACGAAGAAGAGGCAUUUUUUCCCAUGGGUCCGGGCUCAGGCCGGAUACGAGCUGGGGAACUUUUCGUAUCUCGACACGCACACACCGCCGUUCGAUUUGGACUUUCUGCAGGUUUUCGACACGUUUUGCCAGAUUACCGUUAUUAUCAUCGCUAAGAUUGAUAGUCGGUUCAAAAAGAUGAUUGGCGUGGUGACCAAGGAGCUGGACGACCUGGUGAAGAAUGCGGUUACGAAGGAGUUGCGGCUUAUUGAUCCGCUGGAUAUGGCGUCACCGGAAAAUGAAAUCAAUACUGAUUGGGAGACCAGCAGCGUUUACAAGUAACUACACGGCACUGUAUUUCAAUUUCUUCUUUUUGUCAUCUUUUUUCUUUUCAUUCCAGCAUACGCAUCUUCUAUUUAUAUUCAUCGUUAAUAAUUUU